CGUCCCGGGUCCCGGGUGCGAGGUCCGGGUCCCGGGUCCCGGCCGCGGAUGGCGUCGCUGGAGCAGGCUCUGCGGGAGGCGGGCGAGUUCGGGCGCUGGCAGCGGCGGUCGGUGGGCCUGCUGUGCCUCACGGGGGUCCCGUUCGCCUUCCUCUUCGUGGGCGUGGUGUUCCUGGGGGCGCGGCCCCAGAGGGCCUGGUGCCGGGGCCCCGCCGCCCUCCGCCUGGCCCGGGCCUGCGCCUGGACCCCCGACGACGAGUGGCGGCGGACGGUCCCCGCCCCCGGCCCCGACGAUGCCCCCGAUGCCCGCUGCCGCCGCUACCUGCUCGAGGACCCGCCCCUCGGCCCCGGCCCGCCCCCCAACGCCACCGCCCCCGCCCCGGCCUGCCACGACCCCCUGGCCGCCUUCCCCAACCGCUCGGCCCCGCUCGUGCCCUGCCGCGGGGGCUGGACCUACAUCCAGACCCACUCGUCCGUCGUCAGCCAGUUUGAUCUUGUGUGCUUCAAUUCCUGGAUGCUAGACUUAACACAGGCCAUCUUGAAUCUGGGGUUUCUGGUCGGAGCUUUUACUCUCGGCUACGCAGCAGAUAGGUAUGGCAGAACAAUCAUUUAUCUAAUAUCCUGCUUUGGUGUAGGAGUAAGUGGUUUGGUUGUGGCAUUUGCACCAAACUUUCCCGUGUUUGUGGUCUUCCGCUUCGUACAAGGCGUAUUCGGAAAGGGAACAUGGAUGACAAGCUAUGUGAUUGUGAUGGAAAUCGUUGGCUCCAAACAGAGGAGGAUUGUGGGAAUCGUGAUUCAGAUGUUCUUCACCCUUGGGAUUAUAAUUCUUCCUGGGAUUGCUUACCUGAUUCCCAAGUGGCAAGGAAUCCAGCUGGCCAUCACCCUGCCCAACUUUCUCUUCCUCCUGUAUUACUGGGUGAUUCCCGAGUCUCCCAGAUGGCUGAUUACCCGGAAGAAAGGAGAAGAGGCAUUGAAAAUCCUGCGGGACAUUGCAAAAUACAAUGGGAGGUAUCUGUCGCCAUCCUACACUGAGAUAACAGUCACGGAUGAGGAGGUUAGCAAUCCCUCCUUUCUUGACCUGGUGAGGACUCCACAAAUGAGGAAGUGCACGCUGAUUCUGAUGUUUGCUUGGUUCACGAGUGCCGUGGUGUAUCAGGGGCUGGUCAUGCGCCUGGGAAUCAUAGGAGGAAACCUCUACCUGGACUUUUUCAUCUCGGGAGUUGUGGAACUGCCAGCAGCGUUCCUGAUUUUGUUAACAAUUGAGCGAUUUGGCCGGCGCCUUCCCUUCGCUCUGAGCAAUUUGGUAGCGGGAGUCACUUGCCUUGUUACUGUAUUCUUGCCAGAAGGGACGCCAUGGCUGAGAACCUCAGUAGCCACUCUAGGAAGGCUGGGAAUCACCAUGGCUUUCGAAAUCGUGUAUUUGGUGAACUCCGAAUUGUAUCCUACUACACUGAGAAACUUUGGGGUUUCGCUGUGUUCAGGGUUGUGUGAUUUUGGGGGUAUCAUAGCCCCGUUUCUGCUUUUCCGGUUAGCAGCCAUCUGGCUAGAGCUACCUCUAAUCAUCUUUGGGAUUCUUGCAUUGCUAUGUGGAGUCCUGGUUAUGCUUUUACCGGAAACAAAGGGAAUUGCUCUACCGGAGACCGUCGAAGACGUAGAAAAGCUUGCCAGUCCCUUCCAAUGUGGCAAGAAAAAUCAGAGUCAAGUUACGAGCUCCCACGAUUGAUCCAGCGCCAAAGACCAAGGGAAGAUGGUUGCCGGUGAAGUCACCUCAGCCGGCCUCCUCGGGACCUGCUUUCCAUCCCGUUCGACUCGGAAACCUGAAAGGCGACACUUAUGGAGACACGGCCCCCCUGCCACCUCAAGCGGUUCCAAGUAUUCUUAGACAUUCAAAAUAUCCCAUGUGUUUGGGAACGGAGAUAUAUAAUAGGAGGAAACCACCGCGAGCAAAGGAUUUAGGGAAAAGCCACUCCCCCCAACAGCUCCAUCUGAGCCGACGAAUGCUUUCUGGGAUUUGGACAGUCAACUCAGUCUUGGUUUUUUUGAUUUGGUCGAAUUUCGGAAACCCUUCCUAGCGGAAGACUGCCGUGAUGAUUUGGGUGGGAAGGGAAGAAAUGGAUUGUCUUGGAAGUGAAAGGAAUUAGCGGGAAAAUUAGGAGAGGAGCAGAUGCUGAGAUGGUGAAAAGCCACUCGACUUCCUAAACCUCCCAGCUCCGCACCUCUCGAAUAUCCCCCAAGGGGCUAUUUUUUGGGAAUCCUGAACACAAAGACUGUAAGCUCGCUGUGGGAAGGGAACGUGUCUACGGUCUCUAAAAUAUUAAUAAUAAUAA
Ornithorhynchus anatinus (platypus) is the source of this 2326-nucleotide messenger RNA. RefSeq names its product solute carrier family 22 member 3 (gene SLC22A3). The record is from RefSeq and is a predicted model, not a curated record. The transcript has 11 exons. NCBI's taxonomy places the organism in Eukaryota, Metazoa, Chordata, Mammalia, Monotremata, Ornithorhynchidae. The coding region runs from base 49 to 1722 and encodes 557 amino acids. Gene Ontology annotation, molecular function: transmembrane transporter activity. Gene Ontology annotation, biological process: transmembrane transport. Gene Ontology annotation, cellular component: membrane.